Molecule: messenger RNA, 1246 nt
Organism: Aspergillus caelatus
Lineage: Eukaryota; Fungi; Ascomycota; Eurotiomycetes; Eurotiales; Aspergillaceae
Product: ER lumen protein retaining receptor-domain-containing protein
Exons: 6
Coding region: 352-993 (213 amino acids)
Biological process (GO): endoplasmic reticulum to Golgi vesicle-mediated transport; protein retention in ER lumen
Cellular component (GO): cis-Golgi network; endoplasmic reticulum; membrane
Molecular function (GO): ER lumen protein retrieval receptor activity
Source: RefSeq, a predicted model, not a curated record
AAAGGGCAAAGGAGUGUACUCCGUAGUGUUAGUAUUUAAUUCAAAAAGGAGUUCAAGUAUACCCUGCAGGUGGAAUCACGCAUCUAAAGCGCGCUGUGUGUGUGGGGCGGAGAAUUUGCUUGUCGCGCCUGCUUGUUGUGGCUUCGUGUCAACAUUGUUCAAGGCCUCCUCCCCGUAGGUGCGACUAUUACUAUGCUCCGUACCAACAGUGGAAUUCACUGGUUUACCUAAAUCGCAUGGCAAUUGAUUAUAGGAGAUUCUUAAACUGUUAUCAAACAAUCUUCAUCGUUCAUUAUAUAUUUGGUAUCUCCAAUCAAUCUAUACCUACUCUGCUUGAAUUCAUAAACCAUAAUGAAUAUCUUCAGGCUUUUGGCUGAUUUCUCGCACCUCGCGUCCAUCUUUAUUCUUCUACAUAAAAUGAAGUCGUCUAGCAGCUGUUCUGGGCUGUCAUUCAAAUCACAGGCUUUAUAUUUGAUGGUUUUUGUGACUCGCUAUCUUGAUCUCUUCUGGGCCUUUUCCGACUCCCUAUACAACACGACUUUCAAGCUAUUGUUCAUUGGCUCAUCAGCUUAUAUCAUCUAUCUCAUGCUUAAUGACUAUAAACCCACACAUGAUCCGAAUAUCGAUACAUUCAAAGUCCAAUACCUCCUCGGGGCCGGUACUUUGCUAGCUCUUCUCUUCCCACAUGACUAUAGUGUCUCCGAAAUUCUCUGGACGUUCUCGAUUUGGCUUGAAUCUGUUGCCAUCCUCCCCCAGCUCUUCAUGCUUCAACGUACUGGCGAGGCGGACACCAUAACAACGCACUAUCUCUUUGCAUUGGGUCUAUACCGCGCCCUCUACAUACCCAACUGGAUCUAUCGCUACUUCACGGAAAGCUACUUUCAGCCCGUCCCUGUUGUAGCAGGCAUCGUCCAAACACUCCUAUACUCGGAUUUCUUCUAUAUCUAUUAUACCAAGGUCAUGAAAGGAAAGAAGUUCUCACUUCCUGUCUGACUGUUGAUGUAAGACGGAGUUAUCCAUUUACAGGCGGGCUUGGAAGCAGUGAUCAAGGUAUUUUUGGCGUUUAUCAUGGUUAUGUACUGUAUCUCAACUCGCUUCAAAACGCUGGGCUACGUUUCAAUUUUGAUGGAUUUGCUUGUAUGUAAAUUAAUGGCCUUUCUACUCUUGGCAGUUCGAAUAAUCAUGUUAGAGGCGGCUCGUGGUCGAGCCGAUCUAAAAAUGCCUGCAGCAUUAAUCGUGAAAAAAA